This is a messenger RNA of Schistosoma turkestanicum, 4738 nucleotides long. The record is from the annotation of a GenBank genome assembly. NCBI's taxonomy places the organism in Eukaryota, Metazoa, Platyhelminthes, Trematoda, Strigeidida, Schistosomatidae.
AUGAUUCAAGUAAUUGCUCAGCUUUGUGGUCAAGUCGGCUUCGAACAAAUCACAGAAGCCUCACUUGAAUUGCUAAUUAGCGUUGUGGAGGCAUAUUUCCUCGCCUUGGUUAAAAAUGUACAUACUUUGACGUCUUCAGACGGUUGUGCUCAAGUUUCAGAUGGACUGCUAGCGUUGCGUUUGAUGGGUCAAACGCCACAAGGCCUUGCCAAGUUUGUCAUAGAUAACAGUCAGUUUUUCACGCCAGCGCCUACUAUGACAUGUGGGCCUAUUUAUGGGAAAUUAUGCUUGAAUAUCCCUCCUGAAGAUCACCCUGAAUUAGAAGAGCGACCUCCUUUCAUCCCUCGCCAUUUGCCGCUAAAUUAUUGUGAGGACUUUGGGAGUCAAACAUGUUCUCAGGCAGAACCAACCCUCAAAGAAUUUACUUCCACUACUCGUUUAUCUCCUUCUUCACCUAAUACGGUGUCAACUAGUUCUAACUGUCUUACUGGUGCAACUAGCUCUGCCGUAACAACUGUUGCUCGUACACUUCCUGAAUGGGCCAAUAGAUCUACAUAUCGCAUGACUUGUGUUUCAGUUGAUCCUCUGACUAAAUGCUUGGUGGAGCAUUGUCCUCCAUGGAAAGCUUCUGAUGUUUUGGCGGAGUCACCGAUUCCGGACAAAUAUGCAGGUUCUACAAAUAGUUACUUUUCAUCUAUCUCAAAGAGAGAACUCGCCUAUGACUCAACACCAGAGGAAACAAAGAAUUCAUAUCAGUCUCCAUUAUCACCUUCAAAACAGUGUGGCGCUAGUGAUGCACAGUGGGCAGCUGCUCUACAGGCUACUCCAUCGACUCAACAACCGAAACGAAUUGUUUAUACUCCAAGUCGUUUUGAUCCUAGUUCUACACCAUCUUGGACACAUAUUAGACGAACAACAAAUUCAUCACGUACAUCAUUGUUUGGUAAACAAUCCAUUGGAACAAAUUCACGGUAUAAACGACAAGCUUCCUCACUUGCUUAUUCUACAGCUCCAAAGAUUCCAAGACUAACUACUGGGAGUCGAGCAAACAAGUGUUCAAAGUUUGGUCGAGGUCGAGCAAGUCGAUUGUCAAGGCAACGUGUUUCGAAAUUGAAUAGAUCGAAUUCUCCUAUUAUAAAACCACAUUCAGAUGAUACAAAUUCAGUGGAAACCCCAUUGAAUCCACCAAGUGGGCCUUCCACUUUCCAAGAAAACAUUAUCAACACAGAACUCUCUCCACUAGAUUCUGAUACUUCUAUCUUAUCAAAUACAAUAAAUUCACCUAAAUCUGUGGAAGAAACAUUUGUAGCCUUACCAGAGAAAGUCACUGAUGACAGUCCCAUAGUUCAUGGAGUUGAUUCAGGCGAUGAAAGACAAAAUGUUUGGAAUGGAAAAGACUAUUCUGAUCAUGAUUCACCAUGCACUCCUCCGUUACGGAAUGCUGUAAAUAAUGACUCCCUUGUAACACCUAGUGGUGGUAUCUUAUCAUCCAGUAUUGUCACUUCACCACCAAAGCAAUUGGAGAAUCAUACAAAAUCUUUCGAGACUGAAUUAUCCGACCUUAAAGUUUUAAACAUUCCAGAGAAGAGUACUUCAACAGAAACUCAAAAUAGUGUACGACUUAAACCGCACCAAUUUCGACGAAAAGCUCGUGGCCGAAGAGAUAAGUGUAGAGUUUCAACAUUUAAUAGUUUAUUUCAAAAUCCAUUGCGGAAGUGUUCAGAUCCACCUCUCACAAAAUCACAGGAUCGUCCUAUCCGAACUGCUCAAAGUCUUCAACAAAUACCUAAGGUCGAAAAUAACGCAGAUGACCACCAAACUGUUGCGGUUGUCGCAGAUAAUUCUAUUAAAGGUUCUCGACCAACUCGUUCCGUACAUAAAACUGGAAGACGAACAGGAUUAAAGUCAGAUGCUGCUCAUGAUUCUACAAAAGGUGAACCUGUCACUACUCAGUCUUCUAAUAUAAAAGUAGAGACUAUCUGCUCCCCAGCAUCAGAUAUAACUGAACCGAUGACGUUUAGUGAAAGAGCAGAACUUCUUCGAAUUAUUUGUACAGAUACUACUCCUGUGAAGUACACUACAUCCACUACCUUAAAUGUAGUCGCAAAUAAUCACUUUUUACAGUCAGAAAAUUCGGUAUUUAACAAAGAAAGUUUUGGUAAACUGCAACAGCAUGCGUCAGUUACGUUACGAUCAUUACCUUCUUCUCCAUCAUCGCUUGAUUCCUCUCUUUCCUCUUCCACUUCAAAAUCUUCACCUGAAGAAUCACUGCUUUUGAAGUCAAAAAUGAAUGAUAUGAAAGGUUGUGAUAAAUUCCAGGAUGAUUUUUCUCAAGGUGCAAGUAGAUCCUUAUUUUCCAGUUCCUGUAUCCAGAACACUGUCAAUACAGACUUAUCUCCUGCAGAUUUUUCAGAUUCUAUUAAACACUCUCCAAAUAUUUCGUGUAUCAAUAAAGUUCAUACUACUUGUAGUGUCUCUCCGUCACCGAUGAAUACAUUGCCAGUUGGACCACCACCUCUCCUUCCUUUAUCUAGUAAAUCGACUGGUCAAAAACGAUGUUCUUCCUCUUUUCCUCCAACAUCUACUGAAAGCGAUCACACCUCAGCACUUCCUCCUACCUUGAUGACUUCCAAACAGUCAGAGUCGGUGUCAACUUCCAGCAGUUGCUUCUUCACAAAUUCACAACCAUUAUCAUCUAAGCCGACCAGUGAUAAAAAUGGAGGAUUGCGUAUUACAAUUAAACUAGGCGGGACAUUAAACGAAGAACCUCUUGCUUCUUCUCUUUCACCUACAUCUUCCUCUUCCUUAUCCUCGUCAGAGUCAACUUCAGGGGAUGAAGACAAUCCUACAACUCAUUACCAACAGCCACUAAGUUCAACUCAGUUAUUCAAGAAGGAGCCGAAUGAAAAUAGUGUUGUAAACUUGGUGGAUAAGGACAGAUCAGAGAGUCAUUCUGUAUCAUUGUCUCAAUCGACAACAUUUGCAGAAAAAACACCAAAGCUUGUUAUUCGCCUUGGAAAUGGUCCCAUUUCAACAUCUCAACCACAAACUGUUGCAACGACACAUGUUCAGUCGGUUAGCCAAAGUUUACCAAAUUACUCGGAAAAUUCUACUCCGUUUAUCGAUAAAAAGCAUUCAAGUUCAUUACUGACCCCACCACCUCCUUUACAAUUAACUAUUUCUCGCGAUAGACUAAAAUAUAGAGGUCGUACUGCAUCACAGGGAAGCGAUUCAAAUGCAUCAAAUACAAGUUCAACAAUGACAGGAAGUCUUUCUAGUAGUGAAGAAGAAUUUGUUCAUUCUCAUAUUAGUCCGUCAGGAACUGUGGGUUUACCACCACCUCCUUCUUUAGAACGUUUGCCACCUCGACCAGGUCAUACUGGUUUCACAAUGAAUAAACCUACCACUCAAGCACAAUCGAUUCAUCCUUCUGAGUUGCCACCUCCACCCCUAACAAGCAGUAUAAAGACAUCGGAUGGCAUUUCGCCGUUAAAACAGAUAGUUUCACUAAGUAAAAUUAUGCCCAAUGGUCCUAAUUCUGCUGCUACUCACUGUCAUCUUCCACCUCUUCUUCCAUUAUUUUCGGUUUCGGAGCAAACAGAGUCUAUCUCACCAUCAUCUAAGUCAAGUCCAGUUUCAACAGAGCCGUCUUUACAUAGUAAUAAGCUGAAAUCAAACUCACGUAUUGCUGAUAGAAAGAAACGAAAAUUUCCUGAUCAACAUUCUCGUUCACCUUUAGCCAAGCGAAGAACAUUAGUCCAGUCUUCUAUGAUUCCUUCAUCUAAAACUGAAACAACUGUUAAGCGACCACGUGCUACAGUGGAUUCUGUUUUUACAGAUGAUGAUAGUGAUACUAAAAACGAUGAGAAAUCUCCUCUGUUAUCUCUUGCAGCCUCAUGUUCAAAUGAUUCAAUUGAUAAUCAAAAUUCUUUUCAUCCAACUAACAGUCAAAAUGUAUAUACAUCUAAUCCUUCCACAAAUUCAUUAGUUUCUUCUCCGAAUUCUACUUUAUCUCCUUUGAAAACUCAACCACGAAUAAAACACACUAGUUUGUAUAACAAAAAGUCUUUAUAUCAUCCUGUUACUAAAUCAUCAUCACAUACUACUACUACUACAACCAGUAGUAGUACAAAAACUUCUACAUCACUUAAAAGUAGUAAAACUCGUGGUCGAUCCAAAUUCAUACCGACUUCACCAAUCAAAACUCCACCAAGUAUGAACAUCUCUUCAAAAAUAGUUCAACGUGAAACAACUGCUUCACAAAUUGUUGUUGAAUCUGCUGGCAGCUCUUAUUAUUUUAAUAAUGAUGGUGAGCAAAUAUGGUUAUGUCCUAUUUGUUUGCUGGAAGAUGAUGGCAAUUUAAUGAUUGGCUGUGAUAAUUGUCAAGACUGGUAUCAUAGUACAUGUUUAGGACUUUCCAAGGCUCCAGAAGUUCCACAAUGGUUUUGUCCGAAAUGUUCACAGAAACCAUUACCAUCAAAUACACUUAUAAAAUUGACAAAUAAAGAUCGUGUUCCUCAUCCUACAAAAGGCAGCUCACAUGGUUCUUUAAAUUCUCGCUCUAAUGUUAAACAUUCAAAACGUGAAUCAGGGUCUAAAAAUCCAAAACAUAAACCUAAACGAUGAUAAUAUUUUCAACAAUCAUCUAAACCGCUAGCUGCCUUUGAUUUUGUUUUUCUCUUUGUACAUAAUUGUAUAUUAUAUCAAGAUAAAAAAUAUUAAUUUUACUGAUUUUUAA